CUACCUAUCAUGCUACCAGAAACAAGGAAGGGUAAUUAACGUUAAUGUGUUCAUAUGUAUGAUGGGAAGCUUAUAACAAAUUUCAGUCUCAGAAACCGAGUGUUAAGGGAAGAACUCCACAAAUGGAGACACCAUUAGUGGCCCAAAAGUUUACCUCAGAAUCUGACUAUUUGCCGGUGAAAAGGUUUGAGGAUGUUAAAUUUGUUUUGUGGACAGAGACAGUGAAGAUAUGGAGGAUAGCAUUACCAGUGGCAUUGUCCCAGCUAUUUCAGUAUCUCACAAAUUCCUCAGUUUCCAUCUAUGCUGGUCAUAUUGGAGACAUUGAACUCUCUUCUAUCUCUGUUCACCAAAGUGCCAUCAGUUCCAUCUGUUUUUACUUGCUGUUUGGUAUGUCAACUGCCCUGGCAACACUUUGUGGCCAAGCUUUUGGAGCAGGUCAAAUUCAGUCUACUUGUAUUUAUGUUCAAAGGUCAUGGAUUAUACUUACUAUCACUUGUAUAAUCCUAUUGCCUAUUUAUGUAUUUGCCACACCAAUCUUAAAAUUGCUUGGCCAGGAUGAAGGAAUAGCUGAUCUUGCUGGCACAUAUUCUAUACAAGUAAUCCCCUUCAUGUUUUCCUAUGCUAUAUCUUUUCCCAUCCAGAGAUUUCUUCAGGCACAGGGCAAGGUUAAAGUUAUUAUGUGCAUAGCAUUUGUGGUUUUGCUUAUACAAAAUGUGCUGCUUUACAUAUUCAUAAGUUCAUUUGGUUGGGGUACGACCGGCUUAGCCAUGGUGACUAAUAUCAUAGGGUGGCUCUAUGCUAUGGCUUUGGUUUUCUAUACCAUUGGUUGGUGCAAGGAAGAGUGGACUGGAUUAAAUUGGAUGGCAUUUAGGGAUUUGUGGGCCUUUGCUAAGUUAAGCCUUGCAUCAUCUGUUAUGAUUUGCUUAGAACAAUGGAAUGUUACAAUCAUCAUGCUCCUUGCUGGUCGAUUAGAAAAUCCUGUGAUUGCUGUUGGUUCCUACUCAAUUUGCUUCAAUUUUCAAGGUUGGUACUUCAUGAUACUCCUUGGAAUAAACACAGCCAUAAGUGUUCGUGUCUCCAAUACACUUGGCAUGUCGCAUCCAAGAGCGGCCAAAUACUCAUUCUGUGUGACAAUGUUCCAGUCUCUCCUCCUUGGUAUUCUUUUCAUGGCUGGUGUUUUUUUGACUAAAGAAGACUUGGCCAUCAUCUUUACCAACAGUAAGGAUAUGAUAGAAGCUGUUGCUGAUUUAGCAUACCUUCUUGGUGUAACAAUGGUUCUCAAUAGCGCUUCACAGGUUAUGUCAGGUGUGGCCAUUGGAAGUGGAUGGCAAGUUAUGGUUGGUUACAUAAACCUGGCAUGUUAUUACAUUGUUGGACUCCCUAUUGGAAUUUUCCUUGGUUUCAAGCAGCAUUUAGGGGUCAAGGGUCUCUGGGGAGGCACGAUUUGUGGCAUUAUUCUUCAAAUUUCAGUCCUCUUACUGAUUAUUUGGAAGACCAAUUGGAUAAAGGAGGUGGAGCAAACAGCACAACGCAUGCGAAUAUGGAGCAUUAACAGUAUCGACUAGGACGUCUCAGAAAAUGUAUAAUGAGAAAGGCUCUAUUCAAAAAAAUCAUUAUCAUUUAAAUUUAUUAACAUUUUCAAAAUUAUGUGAAAAAUUCUUUUAACGAGAAAUAAUCUUUAGAUAUUAUUGAAGACUGUAUUCAAAAAUAUAUUAAUUAAAAAUAUUUGUUUAUGUGAAAAAACAUUUAACUUCAUGAUUUGUAAUAAAAUUUAAAUCAUAAUAAUUGGUUUGGCGAUAAAAAAACU
Cajanus cajan (pigeon pea) is the source of this 1807-nucleotide messenger RNA. RefSeq names its product protein DETOXIFICATION 35. Gene Ontology annotation, molecular function: antiporter activity; xenobiotic transmembrane transporter activity. Gene Ontology annotation, cellular component: membrane. Gene Ontology annotation, biological process: xenobiotic detoxification by transmembrane export across the plasma membrane. NCBI's taxonomy places the organism in Eukaryota, Viridiplantae, Streptophyta, Magnoliopsida, Fabales, Fabaceae. The record is from RefSeq and is a predicted model, not a curated record.